AUGUCAAAGGACAACACCUCCAGCCUGACACCAGGGUCUUUCAUCUUAACAGGGAUCCCUGGGUUGGAAGCUGCACAUGUCUGGAUCUCCCUGCCAUUCUGCUUUAUGUACAUCAUUGCUGUUGUGGGAAACUGUGGGCUCAUCUACCUCAUCAGUCAUGAGGAAGCCCUGCACAGACCCAUGUACUAUUUUCUGGCCCUGCUCUCCUUCACAGAUGUCACCCUGUGCACUUCCACUGUACCCAAUAUGCUUUGUAUAUUCUGGUUUAACCUCAAGAAGAUUGACUUUAAUGCUUGCCUGACCCAGAUGUUUUUUGUUCACAUGCUGACAGGGAUGGAGUCUGGGGUGCUCAUGCUCAUGGCUCUGGACCGUUAUGUGGCCAUCUGCUACCCCUUACGUUAUGCUACCAUUCUCACCAACCCUGUCAUUGCCAAGGCUGGUUUUGUUACAUUCUUGAGAAGUGUAAUGCUCAUGAUCCCCUUCACUUUCCUCACAAAGCGUCUGCCUUAUUGCAGGGGUAAUUUCAUUCCUCACACCUACUGUGACCACAUGUCUGUAGCUAAGGUGUCCUGUGGCAAUUUUAAGGUCAAUGCUAUCUAUGGUUUGAUGGUCGCCCUUUUGAUUGGUGUGUUUGACAUUUGUUGUAUUUGUGUAUCUUAUACCAUGAUUCUGCGAGCAGUGGUGAGUUUAUCAUCUGCAGAUGCCCGUCAUAAAGCUUUUAGUACCUGUACAUCUCAUAUAUGUGCCAUUGUAAUUACCUAUGUCCCAGCUUUUUUCACAUUUUUCACUCAUCGUUUUGGAGAAAACAGUAUCCCUCACCACUUACACAUAAUUAUAGCUAAUCUUUAUCUGCUGACGCCCCCUACAAUGAAUCCAAUUGUUUAUGGAGUGAAGACCAAACAGAUUAGAGAAGGUGUGAUAAAAUUUUUAUUUGGAGACAAGGCUAUCAUUACCCAAGACAAAUCAUGA
This is a messenger RNA of Suncus etruscus (white-toothed pygmy shrew), 969 nucleotides long. RefSeq names its product olfactory receptor 52N2. Lineage: Eukaryota; Metazoa; Chordata; Mammalia; Eulipotyphla; Soricidae. The record is from RefSeq and is a predicted model, not a curated record. Gene Ontology annotation, biological process: G protein-coupled receptor signaling pathway. Gene Ontology annotation, cellular component: membrane. Gene Ontology annotation, molecular function: G protein-coupled receptor activity; olfactory receptor activity. The transcript has a single exon. Bases 1 to 969 code for a protein of 322 amino acids.